This is a messenger RNA of Trichoderma harzianum CBS 226.95, 349 nucleotides long. RefSeq lists its product as hypothetical. NCBI's taxonomy places the organism in Eukaryota, Fungi, Ascomycota, Sordariomycetes, Hypocreales, Hypocreaceae. The transcript has a single exon. Bases 119 to 313 code for a protein of 64 amino acids. The record is from RefSeq and is a predicted model, not a curated record.
UCUCAACUCUUGCCAAUUGCUCGUUGGCUUGAAUCAACUGACCAAACCGUGAAAACGACGACAAUUUUACACUGGAAACACUGCGAUUGUGGCUGGACAAUCUUACACUUGGACACCGAUGACCUUUCGGCAGAGGAUUGUCAAAGAACAGGCGAGCUCUAUGUUACAUAUCGGAACUUUUUCUAUGUUCACUUUCAUUCUACGUUAUUUAUCACGGCUGUACAACGAAUAUUUCCAUGCGAGCCAGCCAAAAAGACAUACGUUCAAGAUUCAUCAGCCAUUCAUUGAUAUGAACACAACGUCAACAAUUUGAAAACAGUGAAAAGAGGGUUCGAAAAGCUCACUCGCA